AUGGCAGAGUCAAGGCAAGAACUGCUGGCAUGGCUGAAUAGUCUGCUCAGCCUCAACUUCACCAAAGUUGAGCAGUGUGGUACUGGUGCCGCACUAUGCCAGAUCUACGACUCCAUCUUCCUCGAUGUACCCAUGGGCAGGGUCAAGUUCAACGUCUCGGCCGAGUACGCAUACCUCGAGAACUUCAAGAUCCUCAGCAACACUUUCCGCAAGCACCAUGUCGACCGACCGAUUCCCGUCGAGCAGCUCGUUAAAUGCAAGAUGCAGGACAACCUGGAGUUUCUGCAGUGGACAAAGAAGUACUGGGAUCAGUACUACCCUGGAGGCGAUUAUGAUGCGGUUGGAAGAAGAAAGGGUCAAGGAGCCGCUCCUCUGCCACCCACAGGCAGCCGCACAUCGACAGGCGCAGGUGCUGCACGACGGCCGGUAGGAGGUGCUGCAGCAGCCCCUAGAGCUAGCAGCAGACAAGCCGGUGGUCCAGCUACCGCUGCGCUUCAGCAGAAAAACGCCGAAUUGGUGGAGACCGUACAAGGACUGGAGCGUGAGCGCGACUUCUACUUCAGCAAGCUACGAGAUAUUGAGCUGCUCAUCCAACAGGCGAUGGAGGCCGACCCGUCGUUAGAAGAGGAUGAAGGCAGUCUGCUGAAGCAAAUACAGACCAUUCUCUACUCCACCGAGGAGGGCUUCGAGAUUCCCGAAGGUGGCGAGGAAGCCGCUCUCGAGGAAGAGACAUUCUAG
Molecule: messenger RNA, 738 nt
Organism: Fulvia fulva
Lineage: Eukaryota; Fungi; Ascomycota; Dothideomycetes; Mycosphaerellales; Mycosphaerellaceae
Product: Microtubule integrity protein mal3
Exons: 4
Coding region: 1-738 (245 amino acids)
Biological process (GO): spindle assembly; regulation of microtubule polymerization or depolymerization; protein localization to microtubule plus-end
Cellular component (GO): spindle midzone; microtubule plus-end; microtubule organizing center
Molecular function (GO): microtubule plus-end binding
Source: RefSeq, a predicted model, not a curated record